AUGGUCCCUGUCGCACUUUACUUCGUCCUUCUAGGUCUUAGUGCCUCUUUGGUAAACGCCAUUCCUCCCAACGCCAACAACUACCUCAUUCCGCAUCCUCCGGCGACGGUCACUGUCACUGCUUGUGGUUCUCAGUGUGCCAGUACCGUGACUAUCACAGAGACCCUAACUGUGACACCUCCGUACAUUCACACCUGCGAGCCUUCUAGUACGGGCAUCCCAGGAAGCUUGAGCUCUAAGUCCUCGUCGUCCAGCAUUCUCCCUACUGCGUCUACGUCCCUCGGCCACACCAACUCGUCCACCUCCGUUAGCUCUAGCAGUUCUUCUGAAGCCACCGGAGCAGUGUCAUCAUGGACUCCAACUACGGGAGUCACUUUCUCCUCCCAGCUGCCUAGUGCUGGCACCCCGAGCUCCUCUCCAACCUGGGCCACCAAUACUUCGUCAACCCUCAGCCUUCCCAGCUCCUACAGUCAUGGUACUGGCACUGCCGGCACGAGUGUUACCACUGGCUUCCCCUCGAGCCUCUGGACGAACUCUACCCGCACUCAUAUCACUCGCACCGUUACCAAGACCAUCCGCACCACUGACACAGACUCGUCCACUUCUUCAAAAGUUACGACCCAAAGCAUCCCAAGCAUCCCCACGAUCAGCAUUCCCCCUCUGCCGUCUCUUUCCACACAAUCCAAGUCGAGUAUCGCCCCCCCUAUUUCCUAUUCGUUGACCACCCUCACCACCACAUCAGUCUUCAACACCACUGUCUCGUCUCAGCAUCCCGGAGCAUCCACACCCCCUCUCUCCACUUCUCAUACCACGAAGAGGACUACAGUUGUCGUCACCCUCACGAAGACCGUACCUAUCAGCACCGGGACUGCCUCCUCGUCGACUAGUCGCGGUACAGGAGUCUCCAGUGGCUUUCCAUCUGUUUCAUCACCAACCUCCAUUCAGCUUUCCACUACGCUCGGCUACCCUACCACCACCGCCCCCAGCUUGUCCAACACUACUCCUACCUCUCUCGGGAGCAGCGCUGUCUCUACUACAUCCAAGGAACCUUGCACAACUCACGAGGAAUCCACUUCCACGUCUGUGUCGUCGUAUCUUUCCCUUCCCUCCACUUCUGCACCGGGAUUCACAAUCUCCAGCGCUCUGGCCACUCUCGUCACACCCACAGGUACAGCAACUCUGAGCAGCGUUUCUGGCGGAUACGACUACCCUCCCUCCACUCAGGAGUCCACCGCAUCGCCGGAAACUACUGUAGGCAGCGCCAAGCCUACACUCGUCUCUAGCAGCACUUCGGAUAUCCCUGGAGGCUACGACACCUAUUACCCAGCUUCAAGCUCAACCUUGGGUACCACCAUCUCGAGUGCUCUUCCAACUCUGACUAGCUCAACUGCCAGCAGCAUCCCUGGUGGUUACGACUAUCCUCCCUCUUCAUCUUCCCAGUCGUCCCAGGAGUCGAGUUCGACCAAGUAUCUCGGCACCACCGUGGCCAGUGCUCGACCGUCCCUGGUGAGCUCCUCCAUUUCAGAGGUAUCGCCCACCCCGACGACCUUUGAGACUCGCAAGUCUGAUGAAUACACUUCGGCGUCGACCAUCUACGGUGGAUAUGAAUUCGGCCGUCGUCGGGCUCCGAGAAUGUAG
This is a messenger RNA of Colletotrichum tamarilloi, 1638 nucleotides long. RefSeq lists its product as uncharacterized. NCBI's taxonomy places the organism in Eukaryota, Fungi, Ascomycota, Sordariomycetes, Glomerellales, Glomerellaceae. The transcript has 3 exons. The record is from RefSeq and is a predicted model, not a curated record. Bases 1 to 1638 code for a protein of 545 amino acids.